AUGGUGGAGGUGGUCCUUCUAGAUCUCUUAAGAACUCUCAUUUCUCCCUAUCCACACAUUUGCCCACAACGCCUGAAUCGUUGUCGCCCUCAUUCCAUAUGCCGUGUUCCUCCUCGACCUCAACGGCACGUCGGUGAUCGCAACCCUAACCUAGGCCUCAUGGUCUCCUACAUUGUCAACACCCUAAACUCUAAGUAUGUUGCCUUCUUUGAUGUCUGGCUCAUCUUCUCCGAGAUCUCUUUCUUCUGCAACUCCUCUCUUCUAGCCACUUUCAUCUUAUUCAUGCUCGCAGCCAUGACCGCCUUUCAUUGUGCCGAGACCAAUUUGCUCAUCAUCUGGGUCUCGUACCAGCUCAAGUGA
Molecule: messenger RNA, 360 nt
Organism: Prunus armeniaca (apricot)
Lineage: Eukaryota; Viridiplantae; Streptophyta; Magnoliopsida; Rosales; Rosaceae
Source: the annotation of a GenBank genome assembly